AAAUAUCAGUUGUCUCUCCCCUAUCAUCGACCCUCACCCUAAAACUUGCGUCAGUUUGAUAUAUAUGACAAGGCCCUUGAGCUACUUCCAGCCUUGUCUGCACCCGUGCACACAUAAAUUCAUGUUCCCAAGACCAUUUAGCGGCAAGCUAGUGGUGGGGUUGCGCCCUUUUUCCCGAUAAAGUCAAUUGCGAUCUUUGACUGCAGGAUCGAGUUGAUCGAGGUCGAGGGUCCGAUUUGCUGGUCGCUGUGCCGAGGGUGUGAGUGAGCAUGCCGAGCUCGAUCGCGAUAGGGUCCCGUGGGUGGGAGAACAUGCGUGUCCGGUCUUCUAGAAGGAUGGGCAACAGGGACUGGCCUCGAGGCUCGCGUUGCGUCGUUGGAGACGAUGAUAGAGGUAGUACAUGCAAUAUUGGACCCAUAUCAUCAUCUGUCCCUACCGAGUGCUUCUUCGGAUGCAGUACAUACCCCCUCGCGCUUCCAGUUAUCUCCAAGGUUCUUUCGUCUACACAAGGGAAUAUGUCGUCGAAUAUCUGUGUCAUGAUCCGUUAGUCCAUUCUGAAGAACGACGUCGAACUUGUCACCCUCUUUUUCCGU
Serpula lacrymans var. lacrymans S7.9 is the source of this 593-nucleotide messenger RNA. RefSeq lists its product as uncharacterized. NCBI's taxonomy places the organism in Eukaryota, Fungi, Basidiomycota, Agaricomycetes, Boletales, Serpulaceae. The coding region runs from base 270 to 548 and encodes 92 amino acids. The record is from RefSeq and is a predicted model, not a curated record. The transcript has 2 exons.